Thrips palmi is the source of this 2803-nucleotide messenger RNA. RefSeq lists its product as uncharacterized. Bases 568 to 2259 code for a protein of 563 amino acids. The record is from RefSeq and is a predicted model, not a curated record. NCBI's taxonomy places the organism in Eukaryota, Metazoa, Arthropoda, Insecta, Thysanoptera, Thripidae. Gene Ontology annotation, molecular function: nucleic acid binding; zinc ion binding. The transcript has a single exon.
CAAGGUGAGCCAAGCUCUAGUGGGGAGUGACCGGGGCUCGAGCGCAAGUUAGGCCAUUGUAAUAGUGCGUCAAUAAACCAUGGUCAUGGUGAUCAGUCUCAUUAUCUGAAGAUCCGUGAGUUCACUAACAAAACAUCUGGCGCAUCGGCCGGGCUUGCCCUAGCCCACCACGUGGCGCGAUGGAAGGCAUUCCUCGUUUUUAACCUUUCCAUAAAAGGGAGAUCUUCUCCCUUUCUUUAAAAUUCAACCUUUUUCUUUCCGAGUAAAUUCAGUGUAGAUUUAGUGCAAAAGUGUUAAGGUGGUGUUUGUGUUGAUUGCUGUGUUUGUGCUCUGCUGUGCAACUGUUUCCUCUACUGUGCCUGUGUCUGUGCUAUCUUCCUUUACGUGUUGUGCGACGCUGUGACGGGCCACGCCGGAAAGUGAGUACAGUGAUGCGGUCUGUGUUCUGUGUCUGUGUGGGGAAACGCGGCGCGCGCGGGGCGAGGGUACCACGGCGCGCGGAGCGACAGCUCGGGGAACGUUUCGAGGAGUGCGUAGAAUGAAUCACAUGUCGCGUAAAGUUUGGCAAUGGGUGAAAGACCAACUGUAGCCCAAAAUAUAGUCAGCACUUGUCAAAUCGAAGACGGAUGCCGCCAACCGGUUGCGUAUAUCGCGAACCCAGAAGUGUUAGACGCGCGCGCGGCUAAAGAAAUCGCAGCAAAAUUUUUCGGGGAAAUUGAGAAUUUACCACUAGCACUAAUUCCGCCAGUUACUCCAGGACAAGUGCGCGUCGCGGCGUUUUGCGAGUUCUUCACCGGGGACAACGGUAUCAGCAACGUUUCGCCUGGGCUUAGAAUCGUCGCGCGCGAGACCGACUUCGACAACCUGCGAACACCGAGCGUAAAACUUGCAGUUCCAAAAUUAAUACAAGCGCUCAAAGGUCACUUGGGCCUCUGGACCCUCUCUCAAAUCCAAGCUCUCCUCGCGGAAAUUCUAAUUUUGAUUGCUGGCAUCGAUAUCGCGGAGAAAGAGGCGGCUCGGCAAAGAAGGAUAGAGGAAGAACGUAGGCACAGGGAAAACAGAGACCGUAACAACAUGCCGCCCAAGCCAGCACUGCCGGCUUCGUUGCAGCCCGUGCUGCGUAAAUUCGAUGAAGCGGACGUUCAAGGGUGGUUCGAUCAAGCCCGAACCGUCUAUAGCCGGUUUGAAAUUGACGAGGCUCACAUCCAGAUGUACGUGGCCCCGCACCUGCCAGCGUGGGCCGAAGCAGCGCACGAGGUACACCAAAAUAAGAACUGGGAUGAGUACGUGCGAGAAAUGGUCACCGCCUUGCAGGGCGAUAGGACCCCGUCUGCAGUGAGGCAGCGCCUGCUCCAAAUGAAGCAGGGCAGCAACGAGACAAUCCGGGCAUUCGUUCAAAGGGUUGCCGGGGCGGCUAGGAAGGCGGACCCGCCGCUGGCAGAGAUAGAGGUGUGCAGGACGCUCCUGCAACUGCUUCCGGCGGACCAAAGCCGGCUGAUGGUGGGUGCAGGCUGCACCACCGUCAGCGAUUUUCUAACGCGGCUAGAAAAUGCCCUUGUUGAGAGCAAAAUCGUACAGAAGGACGACGGGGAGGAAAGGAUGGCCCGGCUGGAAAAGCUGAUUCAGCAGAAGCUGGACUCCAGAGCCGAGAGCAAAAUCCUAGCAUUGCUGGAAACAGCGCCGGACCCGCCGUCCUCUGUCGAGGACUUGCUCCUUGGGAAGCUGGAGCAGCUUGGCGUCGGAAAGGCGGCUGCCGCGGCCGGGGCAGCAUCCGAGCCAUCGCAGGCCGAGAAGGUGGACCAAAUUUGGGCCAUGUUCGUGGGCCGCGGUGGCCGCGGAGGCCGCGGGGGUGGCAGUGGCCGCGGGGGUGGCUCUGCGGGGCGCGGGCAGCGGGGCGGCUGGGCACAGCAGCAGCUGCAGAGCUACGGCGGCUUUGGCGGCUUCAAUGGCUAUGCUGACAGGCUCUCAAACAUGCCGCAGAGCUACGGCGUGGCAGUGCCAAUGCCACAGUUCGCCCCGCUCGUACCGCCGCAGUACGCCCAGCCGUACGCGUCCCCGGUGCAGUACGCACCGCCCCAGGGGCACGCGGUAUUCAACCAGCAGCCUGCCGGCAUGCAGGGCAUGCCGCAACAGCGCUGCUAUUUUUGCCACUACCCAGGGCACAUAGCCCGGGACUGCCGCAAAAAGGCGGCUUUUUUAGCCGGGCAGGGCCUUGGUCCAGAGCAGCAGCAGGGGCCGGGCCCGAACGCGGGUAUGUAAAUUCGUUGGCAGGAGGAGGGCCGAAGGGCGCACCGCAGGGCGCUGUGAGCGCACCUGACGACACGACAGGCUGGAUUAAAAUCCAGAUUCCGGAGGACGGAAAUUGCCUGUACGGGUCGCUUAGCUUUGCGCUCUUUCGGUCGCUCAACGCGACGCACGCGCUACGUGCACUAAUUUCUAAGUUCAUUUUCAAUAAUUGGGGUAAUUUUAGUGACUUUGUUGUAGGGGAAUCUAGGCUAGAAUAUUUUCGUCGGCACGCUGGCAAUGGCGUAUUGGCAACGGAAGUGCAGCUCAAGGCAGCCGCGGAGGCUCUCCAUCUUCACUUGGAGGUCCGCCUGCCGGACAGGAAGCUGACUUUUCACGGAGCGUGCAAGGGUGAGACACCCCUCAAAGUGUACCUGCUCUUCCGUCCGCCAUACCAUUGCGGCCACUUUGAUUGCUUGUUACCGCCGGGCUGGCAAAAGCCCCGGUGGCACUUAGAUUUUAAGAGUGUAGGGCACACGGGCAGCCCGGCCGCCGGCCGGGGUGUCAAGUCGCGCGGCGC